Molecule: messenger RNA, 1691 nt
Organism: Meloidogyne enterolobii
Lineage: Eukaryota; Metazoa; Nematoda; Chromadorea; Rhabditida; Meloidogynidae
Source: the annotation of a GenBank genome assembly
AUGCUUUCAAAUUUUGACUGUAUUGUUCAAUCGCCUAAAGGUUCAGGAAAAAGUUUGGCUUUUAUAUUACCUAUGAUGCAUAUUUUGCUUAAAAAGAAGGAAAAGAUUGGACAAAGCAAAGAAGUCUCAUGCAAAAUUAUUGGUCUAAUUAUUGUUCCCAGCAGAGAAUUAGUUAAUCAAAUAUUUCAAUUAUGUAAACCAAUAUGUUCAACUCUUGAAUUUCGAUUAAUUCGUUUAUUUGGUUCGAGUGUAUUACGAAAUCAGGAACUGAAAGUUGACGUUGAUCAAUUCAAAGGAAAUUGUGUUGUUAUUACAACACCUGUAAGCUUUGAUUCAUUUGUUAAUCAACACAAUCAAUUGAAAGAAUAUUUAAAAUUUUUGCAAGUUUUGAUAAUUGAUGAAGCAGACAAAUUUAAAGAUCAAUUUACAAGAAAUAGCAUUUGUUCAGUACUUUCAAUUUUGCCCGAACAACGACGUUCUGCUCUUUUUUCUGCAACAGAAAUGGCCGACAAAUUUGAGGCAAAAGUUAAUGAAUUAGCUCGUUUUGGACUUAGAAAUCCGUUAAAAUUAACUAUUGGUUCAGAUAAUAUAAUACAAAUGAAUAAAGAAGGUGAAGAAGAUGAUCAACAAGAAGAAGAAAAGAAGGAAAUUAAACAAGAAGACGGGUCAAUUGUUACACCAAAGCCAAUUGACAACGACAAGGUGCCUGAUGACAUUAAAACUAAAAGACUUGCAAAAUUCAAACUUUUGCCUGAAAUUCAACUGGAUAUAUUAAAAUGUCUCGACUUCAGUCAAUUAUUAACUGUCCAACAGUCAAGUUUUUAUUUCAAAAAUUUUAUUGAGAAAUAUGGAAAAGAAUUGGCAAAGAAGGAAUUUUUUUCGCUUGAAUUUGGUUCUGUUUUUGAAGAACUAAAAUUGGAAGAUAAUGAAUGUAAAUUCGUUAAAAUAGAACUCGAACAUAGAUUUGUUGAAAUAGAACCUCAUCUUUAUGAUUUCGAACUGAGUGAACAGAUUAAAGAAAAGUGGGAACAAGGAAUAGAAGAGUCAGUUCCAAUGUUUUUUACAAUGGGUGAUAAUGAAGACAUAGACAUGGUUGUUUGUGAAUUGCAACAAAACAGAGCGGAGGAUGAUGUUUAUUUACAAUUGCCAAAGUUUCCAAAAAAUAUGGAGGAAAUGAAAAUUGCUCGUUUUUUAUUCCAACUACUUUUUAACUGCGCUUUCGAAUCUUUUUACAUUUCUACUAUUGUAAUUAAUCCAAAAAUGAUUGAAUUAUUGUUUGAAGAAACAAACAUGCCUUUACAAAUAUAUUCUCAGAAAACAUCAUUAACUCCUUAUGAUAAUUUUUCAAACUUUGCUUGGAAUCAUUUGUCUUCAAAUAAAUUAACUCUGAAUACUUGUACCUGUGCAAAGGAUGAUGAAAUGGACUUUUUUUUUAAACUCUUGACAGAAAGAGGAAAUAAAUUUUCAAAUAUUCGUUAUACUGAUGUUGCUAGUAGAAUUUACAAUUCAAUUAUAAAGGUUUGUACAUUUUUUUAUUUUAUUCUGGCAAAUUAGGGCAGGAACAUGGCGGUUAUGGAGGUCCGGGAAAUUUUUAUUCUUUAAUUGUCGGGCUCAAAAUGGUCAAAUUCUCAGUCUCUACUUUGAACGACAUAACUUUGAUUCUCGUUUUUUUGAUUCUCGUACGAUACCCC